UUAAAAUGAGCUGAGAGGCUGUUACCUGCCUGUUUCUGCAUGGCUGAGCAAAUUCACCCGUAAAUCCAAGUUUCUCUUCAUUUCCAUCACUAUACAUCUCCAAAUUACAGAGAAUUCAUUCCUGAGCUGGAGAGGUGCCAGAAGUUUCUCAUCUAGCUGUCUGUGGGCUGCCUUUUUCUUUCCCCUCUUUGAGGCUUUCUGAUGCCUAGAGUGAGCUCAACUCAAAGGUUUCCAGCCUCACACUCGCCUCACAUUCCCCCACAGUCACAUUGAGCUCUGUGAUUCUGAGGAAUACAGUGUGCCAGCAUCCGAUCCAGUCUCCUUUCACCUGCAGGUGUUCCAGAAACUUCAAAAUGCGUCUGGAAGAACUGAAAAGAUUGCAGAAUCCUCUAGAACAAGUUAAUGAUGGAAAAUAUUCAUUUGAAAAUCACCAGCUGGCCAUGGAUGCAGAGAAUAAUAUUGAAAAGUAUCCCCUCAAUCUACAGCCCUUGGAAUCAAAGGUGAAAAUCAUUCAGCGAGCAUGGCGAGAGUACCUGCAGCGGCAGGAGCCCCUGGGGAAGAGGAGCCCGUCCCCACCCUCCGUCUCCUCAGAGAAGCUGAGCAGCUCUGUCAGCAUGAACACCUUCUCCGACAGCAGCACACCCUUUGCCAGGGCCCCUUUUGGGAAGAUUCAUCCUUACAUCUCUUGGAGGUUGCAGUCACCUGGGGACAAGUUGCCUGGUGGAAGGAAGGUGAUUCUUCUCUACCUUGACCAGCUUGCCAGACCCACUGGGUUCAUACAUACUCUCAAGGAGCCCCAGAUAGAAAGACUUGGUUUUCUCACCCUCCAGUGAAUGGACCUCAAGUUUAUGGAGGGAAUAGGAUGACCCCUGGCCUACACUGACUAAGCCUGUCAUCAAGAAAUGAUCUUCCUCUAACAACCAUGAGUCCAUUUGGAACUUCUGUGUUAAAAGCCUUCAGUCCAAGUCAAAUGUUGUCAGUGAGCUGUGUCCCUGGGGAGUUCUUUAUGCCCUGCCUCUUGCUUGAUCUUUUCCAGGUUGUUGAACCUCAGCCCUCUUUCUCUGGGUUUAAUCUAUUGCUGUUACUGCCUAGACAAUUUUCUAUCUUCUCAUAUCUGAUCAACUGCCUGUCUUGUCCCAAGUCCCUGCCUUCUUUCUACUAACCUCUAGCACAACCUUAAUGGAGGCCAACAAGCCCUUACCUAACUUCUGGACAUUGCCAGCUGCUCUCCAGCCCCAUGCCCAUAACUGCAAUUAUUGCCUAUCUCAACUAUCUACCCCAGGCAUGCACUACACAGGAAAUCAGCUCACUAAUCUGGUUGAGUUCCUGUGUGGAGCUGAUAAUGAUGCUUUUCAAUGCUUCUGCUCUGAUUGUUUUGGCUAGGCCUAGUGGUUAAUGUAGUUCUUAGAACAUUUCUGCCUUAAAAUAUAUAACAAAAGUAACGUUUAAGUAUGAGUGCUCAAAUUCAUUAUCUUAAUAAAAGCUGAGCACUUGUUAUGUGCCAGGCACUCUGCUAUUAUCUUGUUUAAUCCUAUCAAUAAUCAUACAAAGAAAGGCACUAUUAUUAUCUCCAUUUUACAGGUGAUGAAAAAGAGACUUAAAGAGAUAACUACCUUUUCUUGGGCCACCCAUUGGGUUGGAGCUCCAUAUUUUAUUCUUCCACUAUAUUACUUGAAAAGAAGGCUGCAUUUAGACACGGUCAAGCAAUCAGUUCAUGCAUUUCUAAGACUGCUUUACAAUUUGGUAGUUACAAACAGUGAAUGAAACAAUAUUUUUAAAACCCUCAUUUGAUUUUAUAAAUUGCUUCAUUCAAUGCUCCUUGAUUAAAACCUCAAACCUCAGCUGUUCAAUGCCAAAUUAAAGAGCAACAGAAGGGAAGAUAAUAUUAAGUUAUGUUAGCAAUUUGCAUAUUAAGUGCCCUUAUACCGCAAUGUAUCAUGUGGUAACAGAAAAAUUUGUUUUAGAAAUAGGAAUUUUGAAUAGCAACUGUUAGGGAAUGGAGCUUGUGGAUAUCAAAAUGAUUUUUAAAAAGAGUAACCUUCUCUCCUUAAAAAAUAUUAGUUAUUGCACAAAGGACAACAGUAGGAAAUGCCCUGUGUAUUUUUUAUUAAUCAAUUUCAUAUCAUAAAAUAUUUAACUCUUUUCGUUUCCAGCUCCCAGAGAUCUGUAGCUUGUCUAAUAGGAUUAUCAUGGAAAGAAACUAUAGCAUGGUAUUUUCUAAACUCCAAGAUUGAUGACCUUUUCAGAAAUUGUUAGCAUGACCUUACAAAUAAGUCCGGAAAAACCUUUGGGAUUAUUUAGAGACAUUCUCAAUCUCUUUUGGCUUAGAAUUGUUUCCUCCUGCUUGGGCCUUGCUUUGCGGUCACGCCUCUCUCUCCCAUUGGUUCCCAUAUUAUUAUGAUCUGGCCUAUAGGGGGCACUGUGGCUCAUGGAAUGAGGCGCUGCCUGGGUCUAAGAGGAUGUGACUUAAAAUAGCAGCUCUGCCACUAUUUCUAUGUGUCCAAGAUAUAUCAUUUGAGAGGACAUUCUUCAUCUGCAACUGGAAAUAAUACCCACCUCAGAAAUGGAUUGGGAUUGCUGUGAAGGUUAAACGGCACUACACAUGUAAACUACAGCACAGAACCUGGGACAGUGAAGGCUCUCACUAAAUAUUAGUUGAUUUUGAAUCUGCUCUUGAAAACGUUCAGUGAGUUUAUUCAAAAUGCUGUGGAAAAAUUGUGGAGAGCAGAGAUGGAAUUUUUAACUUGACACUGAUUGAGGGGCACAGUACUUGUUUGUGAUUCCCCAAGUGAAUCCAUGAGAAUCAACUCAUGCUCCAGAAUGAAUAUGAAUAUAUAUAUUGGAACUGUACAUUACAAAGGUAAUAAAUUAAGCAUUUAUUUUAGUGUUGCUCUUACUAAAGAUUGAUUUUCCAGUUCUGAAGAUGAACUGAGUCCUUUUGCAUCUAAAUGAGUAGACCUUCUCUGAGAGACCACCCCCACACUCAGAGUAAAAGCAAGCAUAGAUCGCUCUCCUUCCUUCCAAGACCUGAUGAAUAAGGAACAGGCAGAUUCUUAGGACACUGGGGAAAGCAGAAUUAAGUGCCACUCCUGCAGCUGCCCAACUUCUACCAGCAGACCUUACUUCAUUCCUAGUCAAGAGGAAUUAUAGUCCUGAGCAGGGUCAAAAACCACCGAUUUGGACCAGCUGAAGACUGUUACCUCAGGUGUGAAGUAACACCUGAGUGUUACUUCUGGAGUGAAGGCUGUGGGAUGCUUAGGUUGACAGCACUGCCUAAGUGUCCCGGCAUUUAGCAAGAGUGUCUGGAUAUUCAACAGCCAGCCAGAUGACCCACCAAACCUUUCCAAAUAUACUUCUAAAAGUCAGUCUUACCCUUGCUGUUGAACGCGGCAUAUUCACCAACAUUCAAACUGCUUCAUUACCCUCAAGCUUUAUUGCCCUUUUCAGAUUUACAACCUCCAGGCUUUAAAUACAUCAAGAAAACUCUGGUGACUAAUUAGGUAGAAAGUCUUGUUACAAAGUCACACUUGGUUGGGGGAAAACUCAGCCCUGAAAGAGGAUUUCUGGGACCCCUUCUAAUACAAUUCUGAGAUAUUUAAAACUAUAGAGAAUAUGGGCCGGGUGUGGUGGCUCAUGCCUGUAAUCCCAGCACUUUGGGAGGCUGAAGUGGGCAGAACACCUGAGAUCAGGAGGUCGAGACCAUCCUGACCAACAUGGUGAAACCCUGUCUCUACUAAAAAUACAAAAAUUAGCUGAGCAUGAUGGUGUGCGCCUGUAAUCCCAGCUACCUGGGAGGCUGAGGCAGGAGAAUUGCUGGAACCUGGGAGGCAGAGCCUGCAAGUGAGCCGAGAUCGUGCCACUGCACUCCAGCCUGGGUGACAGAGCAAGACUCCGUCUCAAAAACAACAACAACAACAACAACAAAAGCAAAAAACAAACUAUAGCGAAUGUAAGCUUUGUGCUACUUAAUAAUUUAAUAACCUAGAUUUUCCAGGUCAGGGACAGGUUACAGUAUUAAGCUCAGCUGUUAUAAAUUUAGGUCUCAUGAAUUCUAAUGUUUUAGUACCCAAACAUUAUCUUUCAUCCUUCCUUUCAGACCCCCAAAUAGCACAAAUUCUUUGUCUAUUUGUUCCAAAUUUUGGUUCUGAGAAUAUAUUAACCAUAUAUACAAAGAGAAGACUUCUUAGUAUUUACUUAGAAGUAGAUACAUUUCUUUCAAACCAGAGCCUGAGAGAGUAUUUCAUUUUCCAAAGUUUUACAAAUUAUAUAAUAUAUAAACAUAUAUGACAGUAUGCAUAAAUCUAUUUUUAUAUAAAAUAGUCUCUUUAUACCACAAACAUCCUCUCCCUUUUAUGUCUCUAAAUAUUGGCUGAUAAUAUAGAUUCCUUUUCCCAAAUUAUCCUUUUAACAUCUUGGUUUGAGGGUAAUUUUUCUUGAUAGGCUUAAAAAUAAACAUGUUGUUCUGGUUUGGGGAUUUAAAAUUUUUUCAAAAGGACUGCUAAUUAAUAUUAGCACAUUGCGUGAGUUCAAAACGAUAUGCAAAAUUGACAGUUAAUUGAUCACUGAUUCAUUCAUCCAUAGUAACAUAAUAAAUCUUCCUUAGCAGUCUCUACACUUAAUGACCUAUGAGUAUAGAUGUAAAAAUCUAGACAUCAAGUAUGUCACCUUUGAUAAAGAUAGUUGAGAAAUAACUUGUUUUCUGUGUAGUUUACCUUAAGUCCACUCUUGGCAUUUGUCCUCAUAUAAAUUCUGUCUUUAUUCUACGGCUUAGUGAGAUAAAUUGUUAGAUCUCUAAUUUAGACACAGAGUGCACCCUACAUAAUAAAUCCAGUUUUAUUAUUACAAAUAAACAUUCCAAAGCACAGAAAGACAAACAUUGCAUGUUCUCACCUAUUUAUGGAAUCUAAAAAUUCAAAACAAUUGAACUAAUGGGCAGAGAGAAUAGAAGGAUGGUUCCUAGAGCCUUGGAAAGGGAGUGGGAGCCCGGAGGGGGGCAACUGGGAAUAGUUAACGUAAUGGGUACACAAAAAAAAAGAAUGAAUGAAUAAGGCAUACUAUUUGAUAGCAGAACAGGGUGACUAUAGUCAGUAAUAACUUAAUUGUACAUUUUAAAAUAACUAUAAGAGUAUAAUUGAAUUGUUUGUAACACAAAGAUAAAUGCUUGGAUGGAUACCCCAUUCUCCAUGAUUACUUAAUGGAUAAUAAUAUGAUUAUUUUACAUUGCAUACCUGUAUCAAAACAUCUCAUGUACCCCAUAAAUACAUGCAUCUACUAUAUCUGCAAAAAAAAAAAAAAAAAAAAACCAACAUAACCAACAUUCCACUCAUUGAAUGGGUAUAAAAGACGCUUUAGGGUCGGAGGAGAAAUUAGAUGUGGUGAAACUGGAGUGUGAUGUAUCAUUGUAUUCCAUUUCUUCUGGAAAGCUCAUUAGCCUAAGGGUCUUUUGUAAAUGAGACAUCUUUCGGGGUGGGGGAUAAUUAUUCACAUCCCUGGAUUAGGUCUACAUUCAUUCACUCGUUCAACAACUAUCUGAAUGUCUACUGUGUGCCAGGCCUUUGCCAAGCACUGGGGAUACAAUGAUCACCAAAAGAAAACAACCUAUGCCCUUGCAGAAUUUACAAAUUCCUCAGUCAUGAUUGUCAAUUCUUGUAACAGAGCUGUUGAUAACAUAGGCAAUGAUAACUAUUAAUUGAUUAAUUGUAUAGAAGGUUUAGGUGCUACUAUUAAGAAAAAUCUUACUGCUGAAACAUCUUCUAGAGCAGAAUUUCUCUGAACGUGGCACCUGAAAUAUUACUUUUACAGGACAUUGGUAAAUGUUAAUUGGAAGAGAGGUAAAAUGAGUCAAUUUAUUUACUUUACGACUUCUUCGAGCCUUUUUAAGUUUCUACACAUUUUGAUUCUGCAGGAAGGCUGUAUUUUUUUCACACUUUCUAUGCUUCUUUGAGCAUGAAACCUGAAAAGAGUCACAUCUUACUGGGCUUAAUGGAUCCAUGGAACACACUCUGAGAAACAUUAUCCUAGAGUUACUAGUUGUUAAAGGAAAAUUCCAAGAACUCGAAUUUUCCUCUAAGUGGCUCAAUAAUGCAAUUAAUGAGUUGAACAAUGCAUUUAGUAAAACUUCCAAUGAAAGUUUUAUAUACAACAUGUCCUUUUUAUAGGCCUCUAUCUAUAGAGCUGUAUUAUGCAAAUGAAAAUUUUAUUAAGUUCACAGAUAAAACUUGUUGCAUUAACUGGCUCAUAGGGUUUAUAUAAAAAACAAAUCUAAUCAACAAAACAAUAGUACUAGAAGAUGGAGUUUUAGAAAGUCAAUAAAUAACUCAUUUUCCCUUCUUGAUUUAGAAACUUAUUUUCAGAAAUAAGAGAUUUAGGCAGAGGGAGAUCAAAAUCUCAACUUUAUUUCCGGUCAAAGCUGGAUUUGAGGGUGUAACUCUGACUGUGGCAACAUUUGACAUCUUACUAUUGAACUUUGAAAUGAGAGAAACUUACCAGUCUCACCCACAGGGCAAGCCAGUGUGAAUCCUGUGCAGGGAGCUGGAUCCCACACAGAGACAGAGGAAGGGUGAUCCUGAGCUGUAGAUGCCCAGUUCCUUUGCCUAAUCCUCCAAUCAGUGUAACUCUUUCCACCUUUGUAGAGAGGAGAAAAGGAUGGAAAUUAGAGGCUAGGAGUCUUUAGGAAAAUGCUUUCUUAUGGAAGCCUGAGAAAAUGAGAAGGGGGUGCCCAACACUGGAUACUUCAGGAAGCAAAAAUUGGGCUUUUUAAAAAAAAUCAUUUUAAGAAUCACAAAUACUUUUUAGUCAGUUUGAUUUUUAUAUGAUUUUAUAUAUUGUAAUAUAUUAAUUAGUGUUUUCCAAAUAAUAAUUACUUUUGGAACUUUUUAUAAAAAUGCAUAUUCCAGAACUAUCGUGUCAGAAUAUCUGAGAAGCAGCCUGGGACUUUUAUUUUUAUUUUUAUUUUUUUGAGACAGAGUCUCACUCUGUUGCCCAGGCUGGAGUGCAGUGGCAUGAUCUCAGCUCACUGCAACCUCUGCCUCCUGGGUUCAAGUGAUUCUUCUGCCUCGGCCUUCUGAGAAGCUGGGAUUACAGGUGCCCACUACACGCCUGGCUAAUUUUUGUAUUUUUAGUGGAGAUGGGGUUUCACCAUCUUGGCCAGGCUGGUCUUGAACUCCUGACUUCGUGAUCCACCCGCCUUGGGCUCCCAAAGUGCUGGGACUUUUAAAUUUUUAAAAAUUCCCCAGAUAAUCUUCAUCAUUGUUAAAGUGUAGAAAAUACUAAACUGUAGAAAUUGAACAAAAAUAUCUGCUUUAUUUAGGAAACUGAAGUGGAUCAGAACAUUUAGAUGAUCAAUUUUUUUCUCAAUUUUUAUUUGGAUAUUUUAGCCUUUGGAA
Molecule: messenger RNA, 7385 nt
Organism: Pan troglodytes (chimpanzee)
Lineage: Eukaryota; Metazoa; Chordata; Mammalia; Primates; Hominidae
Gene: IQCJ
Product: IQ motif containing J
Exons: 5
Coding region: 354-833 (159 amino acids)
Source: RefSeq, a predicted model, not a curated record